Tachyglossus aculeatus (Australian echidna) is the source of this 3502-nucleotide messenger RNA. It is a transcript of the gene ENOX1, whose product is annotated as ecto-NOX disulfide-thiol exchanger 1. The record is from RefSeq and is a predicted model, not a curated record. Gene Ontology annotation, cellular component: external side of plasma membrane; plasma membrane. The transcript has 18 exons. Lineage: Eukaryota; Metazoa; Chordata; Mammalia; Monotremata; Tachyglossidae. Gene Ontology annotation, molecular function: RNA binding; protein-disulfide reductase activity. The coding region runs from base 307 to 2409 and encodes 700 amino acids. Gene Ontology annotation, biological process: ultradian rhythm.
UGACCAAACUGGACGUACAACUCUGAACAGCGUAUAACACACUGGAAGGAUUUUCUUCGUGACUGCUUCAUGCCAAAAAGGCCUGUAACAGCUGAUUAGACUUUAUCUUCAAGACCAAGUUUCCACCACUGUGGAGAAGAGUCACUUCUCAGGUCUUAUAAUCCCUGCUUGACGGAACUGGAGGAGCUGGUUGAGGACCCUGCCGUUCAUCACAGAAGGGCCUUUCAACCUCACGAUGUUCACAAUAAAACUCUAGACAAGGACACCAUUGAAAGCACCAAACGGGAACCCAAGAGAUUCACCCAGAUGAUGGCUGCAGCAGCUGACGGUUUGGGAAGUCUAGCGCUAGACACCACUCAGCUGCAAAUGUCCGUCACUGAUCCGACAGCCUGGGCCACGGCCAUGAAUAACCUGGGAAUGGUCCCGGUGGGAUUAACAGGGCAACAGCUUGUGUCCGAUUCAAUCUGUGUGCCGAGCUUUGAUCCAAACCUCAAUAUGAUGGCUGGAAUUACUCCGAUUAACCCAAUGAUGCCAGGUUUGGGACUUGUGGCGCCGCCCCCGCCACCGGACGUAUCUGUCGUUAAAGAAAUAAUUCACUGCAAGAGCUGUACGCUCUUUCCUCCAAACCCAAAUCUUCCACCACCUUCCACAAGAGAAAGACCUCCCGGGUGUAAGACUGUAUUUGUUGGAGGACUACCAGAAAAUGCAACUGAGGAAAUUAUUCAAGAAGUCUUUGAACAGUGUGGUGAUAUUACAGCAAUCCGGAAGAGCAAGAAGAACUUCUGUCAUAUUCGAUUUGCAGAGGAGUUCAUGGUUGAUAAAGCCAUUUAUCUUUCGGGUUAUCGCAUGAGAUUAGGUUCCAGCACGGACAAAAAGGAUUCUGGGCGCCUCCAUGUAGACUUCGCUCAGGCCAGGGAUGACUUUUAUGAAUGGGAGUGCAAGCAAAGAAUGCUAGCCAGGGAAGAACGUCACCGGCGGAAGCUCGAGGAAGAUCGUCUCCGGCCUCCCUCGCCUCCGGCAAUAAUGCAUUAUUCUGAACACGAAGCCACUCUGCUGGCCGAGAAGCUAAAAGAUGACGGGAAGUUUUCCGAAGCCAUCACAGUUCUGCUCACCUGGAUUGAGCGCGGCGAGGUGAACCGACGGUCCGCAAAUCAGUUCUACUCCAUGGUGCAGUCGGCCAACAGUCACGUCCGCCGGCUCAUGAACGAGAAGGCCGCCCACGAGGAAGAGAUGGAGCAAGCGAAGGAGAACUUUAAAAAUGCCCUCUCGGGGAUCCUGACGCAAUUUGAGCAGAUUGUGGCCGUUUUCAACGCUUCUGCCAGACAAAAAGCUUGGGACCAUUUCUCGAAAGCUCAACGCAAGAACAUAGACAUUUGGCGAAAGCAUUCUGAGGAACUUCGGAAUGCUCACAGCGAACAGCUCAUGGGAAUACGACGGGAGGAGGAAAUGGAAAUGUCUGAUGAUGACAGCAUCGAUAACCCUAAUAAAAAAAUGAGAACUGAAGAAUCAGGUGGUGGUGUUGAACCUGCCGGAGAAGCUGGAUAUGUCUUCUGUAAUAGCUCCAGAUCCCACAGCCCUAUAGGAGAUUGGACAUCACGGCAGCCAUGUUUAGACCAUCAGCUUGCUUUGGUUGCACAGGCCUACGCCCUUAAAGAAGAGAAUCACAGCCUCCGGUGGCAACUGGAUGCCUACAGGAAUGAAGUUGAGCUGUUGAAACAGGAGAAAGAUCAUCUCUUUCGGGUCGAAGAAAACCUCACCAAGGACCAGCAGCUGCAGUUUCUGAAGCAGACCGUGCAAGGCAUGCAGCAGCAACUGCUAAAUAUCCAGGAGGAGUUGAACAACAAAAAAUCUGAACUAGAACAUGCGAAGGAAGAGCAAACACACACACAAGCGUUACUUAAAGUUCUCCAGGAACAAGGUUUGAUGGCUUGGAUUCAAGACCGGUUACGGGUUCCUAGCUAUUAUUUGGGGAACUCAAGGAGAGCAGGAGAAUUGGAAAAGGGCCCGUGUGGUGAAAAAAGGUUUGCCCUGUUGAAAAGCACCAAGGAGCUAGUGGAGACCGGCGGAGUCAACCACGAGGAGGUGAAUGAAAUCAAUGUUUUGGCCGUUGCACUGGGCAACCAAGACCGAGAGAAUAAUCCGGAGAAAAGAGGCCCAGGCCUAAAAUCCGAGAAGGAGGCCCUCCUAAUAGGGAUAAUAUCAACAUUUCUUCACGUCCAUCCUUUUGGAGCCAACAUAGAAUAUCUGUGGUCAUACAUGCAGCAGCUGGACACCAGGAUAUCCGCAAAUGAAAUUGAAAUGCUUCUGAUGAGGCUGCCACGCAUGUUUAAGCAGGAAUUCUCGGGGGUCGGCGCAACGCUGGAGAAAAGAUGGAAGUUUUGUGCCUUUGAAGGAAUUAAAACCACCUGACCGAACGGCUAAACCGGAAGAGAAGAAGCCUUCCCUAGGCGGUGGAGGGCCAGAAAAUCUCAAAGCCGGGAGUGAGGACAUGAAGCUACAUUUGCCGAGCCAUCAGAGCCUAAUUUUAGUUCUACCUGUGGCAUUCGCUUGUGCGGGGAGUGGAAAUAGAAGCCGGCUCCAGUUCCUAAACGAAAAGAGCUUCAAACUAUGGCCGAUCUGUUUCCCGUGAAAACCGAACUGUGAAAGCGCGAUUCAAAAAUAUGCUACAUCCGAGAGCAGCUCACCAAUCAAAGCGUAAAGAGAAAGAUUGAGCAGCAAUGGUUGCUAAGCUACAGAGACGUAGUGGCUGUACUGCGCAGUUGAAAUCAUUAAAUGACAUUUUCCAGAAAAAUCUCUCUCUGUGUUUUAAGAUACAUGUAGUUUUACAGUGAAGAAAAGAAAAUCAUACCAAAAGAAAACUUGAAUACGUGACAAAACAGUUAAUUGUAUUUUGUAAAUUAAGUUCUAUGCUAUUCCAGGGAUUUUUUGCCUUAUUGAGAGAGGCCUAAAAGGUUGAUUGAGCUCCUUGAGAAUGCUUUAUUGAGAAUAUUAUUUUUCUAAUGUAACGAUUCUCCAUCCUAAAUUCUUUUAGCGUUGGCCGCACAUCAACUUUCAUAAACUGUAAAUAACGAGAAAGCCAGUGAUACUGUCUUGUACUUGGUAUGUAAUAUUCAGGUUUAUGCAUCAAAGUAAGUAUUCGGUUGCUUUAUUGUUAUAAAAUUUUAUAGCCAAAUCUUAAUUUUUUCAAUAAAUACAACUUCUACCAUAAGGGUUUACUAGGCUAUUCCUCCGAUGUUUUCGAAUUGCCACUUUUGGAAGAAAGACCUUCUUUCUCAGUCUCACCCGGGUUCUAGCCACACCGUUGAAAUUUAGCAACUUUUCACAGUAGAGAUGGUUCAGACGAGAGAAAAUCACAAUUUUUUAAGUGGCUAAAAUGAAAGAACUACAUUUUUUUUUCCAGUGGGAAGUCCAAGAGGGGAGAUUAUGCAUUUGCUAGACAGAGCGGAUAUUUGUCUAAAAAUAGAAGCAGUGUGGCUGAGUGGAAAGAGCCCGGGCUUGGGAG